Messenger RNA from Bacidia gigantensis, 921 nucleotides. RefSeq lists its product as uncharacterized. The transcript has 2 exons. NCBI's taxonomy places the organism in Eukaryota, Fungi, Ascomycota, Lecanoromycetes, Lecanorales, Ramalinaceae. The record is from RefSeq and is a predicted model, not a curated record. Bases 1 to 921 code for a protein of 306 amino acids.
AUGUCACCAAUUACUGUCGAUACAAAAGUGUUGAUUCUCAUAGAUGGUAUUGCAAUUGUUGCUAGACCCGUUGACGUAAGUGUAAGAAGUGUGAAUGAAAGCACGCUCAGCAAUGCUCGGACGAGAACAAAGAACGCCGCCGCAGCGAUUCGACUCCACGUGUUCGAAGCUUUGUUCACACACCAAACAAAGAAGCCACGACCUAUGUCAGACUUCUCCCACGAAGAAACUCUCCUCUUCAACGAGUCACUUACCUCUGAUUCCUCAAUCCACCAGCCUAACGACAAAACCAUGAUGAUCAAACACAUCAUCGAGGAGGUGAAGAAGGAGGUACGAGAACGAAUGGAGAAGUUCGACGGGUCCCAUGGCUUCGACCAUAUAGAGCGCGUCCUGAACCUCGCUCAGCUACUGCAAAUCAACGAGCGACGAAAAGCUCCCGAUGUCGUUUACCGGAACGACAUCAUUCGCCUUGCCGCCCUCCUUCACGACGUGGGGGAUCACAAGUACCUCCCAGAAGGAGAGGACGGAGAGACCCUUGCAGAACGAAUCCUCCUCAGCCACGGCGUCUAUGAAGACCUGGCUGCAAAUAUCCAGGAGAUCGUGAAUUGUGUUUCCUACUCUCACGAGAUCAAAGACCCAGAGAAGGUUCAGCGGUGUCUGGAGAAGCUGCCAGAACUAGCGAUCGUCCAAGAUGCAGAUCGUCUGGACGCCCUGGGAGCUGUGGGAGUCACUCGGGCGAUCGGAUUCAAUAUCGCGGAGGGACGGACUUUGCAGGAUGGGAUUAACCAUCUGAACCAGAAGCCGGCGAAAUUGCCGGGGAUGAUGAAGACGGCGACGGGGAGGGAGAUGGGGAAGGAGCGGCUAGAGAAGCUGCAGGGGAUUGUGAAGUUGUGGGAGAAUGAGGUGAAGUUGAGGGCGUAG